This is a messenger RNA of Rhincodon typus (whale shark), 1406 nucleotides long. Its product is annotated as ADP-ribosylation factor-like protein 14. Gene Ontology annotation, biological process: vesicle-mediated transport; intracellular protein transport. Bases 182 to 772 code for a protein of 196 amino acids. Gene Ontology annotation, molecular function: GTP binding; GTPase activity. The transcript has 2 exons. The record is from RefSeq and is a predicted model, not a curated record. Gene Ontology annotation, cellular component: cytoplasm. NCBI's taxonomy places the organism in Eukaryota, Metazoa, Chordata, Chondrichthyes, Orectolobiformes, Rhincodontidae.
GCCCCAUUUGAUGUCUCCUCAUUGGCACAUGCAUGCAUGGUCCUAGUCUUGAUGUGUGAGAGACACCAAGAGAAGAUCUGUAGCUGAGACACGGAAGUAUUCAGAGAACACGCCCAAUAUUUGGUGCUAACUUGGCAGCUGGGGGAACAGUUACGUCGUAGAGGUAUACUGCUGAGUCCAGAUGGGCUUGCUGACCUCUAAAGAAGCUAAAAGGAAACACGCUCGCAUUUUGAUGUUGGGCCUGGACGCAGCGGGUAAAUCCACUUUGUUGUACAGACUAAAAUUCGGAGAUACUGAAUUUUUCACAUCCUCCACAAUAGGCUUCAAUGUGGAAAUGCUGGAGCAUAGUAGAAGCGUCACGCUUACACUUUGGGAUGUUGGAGGACAGCACAAGAUGCGACAGUUUUGGCCGUACUAUUUUCAGGACACCGAUGGGCUUGUCUUUGUUGUGGACAGUGCAGAUAAGGAGCGGAUGGAAGAUUCCAAGAGAGAAUUUGAACAGAUGCUAAAAAACGACUGGCUGAAAGGCAUUCCCGUGGUGGUCAUAGCAAACAAACAAGAUCUUGCCGAUGCGCUGUCUGCAGAGGAAAUCACCAAACGUUUCCACAUGAAUAGAUGGUGCUCAGAUCGAGACUGGUACGUACAGCCAUGCUGUGCCAAAACAGGGGAAGGGUUAACAGCAGCCGCUAAAAUGAUAAUCUCAUACGUCAAAAAGAAAAUGAACUCUAAAGGCGAAGAAACAGGCAGUGAUAUUCAAGAGGGCAGGUUAUGAACUAAUGUUCCAAACGUUGUAAUAUUGUGGUGAUUCUUGACAAUCUUUUUGAUGAGACUACAAACACGAAGGAUUCACCUGUAUUGUAGUAAUAUUGAUGAUUAGACCCAAAAUCUGACGAUUAAGAAUUGUAAGGCUGCCAAAUCAGAACAGAUAAUUAAGAAUAUCGAAAAAAUAAUUGUAAUCACAUUGGUAUUGCAUAAACUGUAGUUGCCAUGCCUUCAGCUGCCUGGACCCGAAACGGUUCCAAUCCAUCUGUACACAGCUCCCACCCCCACCUUUCAAAACUCUUCUUAAAACCUACAGUCUUAAGCUCGCUUCUGUCAUCUGUACUAACAUAUUACGAUGUGGCGAGUGCCUCCCAUUAAGCACCUUGGAAUGUUAAAAGUGUUAUACAAAUGCACGUUGAUGUUGUGACAGGUAUAAUCUUUGUUACGUCAUAAGGGUCUAUGAGGACAGUCUAUUAAAUAAAUUCAUUUUAACUUCUGUCUCGAAAUUUACAAAGUAACAGCAACAGUUUACUUAUUUAUUCGAAAGUCUUUAUUGUAUCUUCAAAAAAUUAGGGCGUUAAGGAACUGGUAGUAUUUGAUGAAGAUUUUCUUGGUAAUUUAGAUACUUUGAUGAAAUUGUAAUG